Messenger RNA from Amoebophrya sp. A25, 167 nucleotides. Lineage: Eukaryota; Dinophyceae; Syndiniales; Amoebophryaceae. The record is from the annotation of a GenBank genome assembly.
UGUCCGGAGUCUCGCGAGCGCAUUGCUUCUUCUGGACGUGAUAUGUGCGUCGAAUGGUGUGAAAGUGAAUGUGCUGGGGAAACUCUUGACCACGAGAGCGGAUCAUCAGCAAAGAGAAUCUUCUUCAGUUGAAAGUGAAACAAGAGCAGCAGGAGCGCCGAUUCCUA